AUGGGUGCGUCGGUUGUGAUUACUGGUAGAGAUACCAAGCGUAUAGACGCUGUAAUCGCCCGGUGCCUCAACAACAGCAGCAGUCAACCAGCAACCGAUAUCACCAAACAACAUGAUGGUGACCACCACCGUCGGCGCCAUCAAAAAGCUAUCGGUGUUAAAGCCGAUCUUUCGCUGGACACGGAUAUCAAUUUACUAAUCGAACGAGUGUCGGCCGAGUUUGGCGGCCAAUUGGAUAUACUGGUCAACAAUGCUGGCGGUUCAACGGUGGCCAGUUUUGUUGAUGCCAAUUGUAUCAAUCUAUUAGACCAGGAGCUCAAGAUUUUAAGAGGCCAUCAACUGUUAACCAAAUUGUUAAUACCAUUGUUGACGGCCAGCACCCGAGGUAGUAGUAUUGUCAACGUCUCGGCUACCACUGAAAGACCCAGCUAUGAAGUAUUAGCCAAUAUGUUGUGUAAAUCCAGUUUAGAUAUGUUUACCAAAUGUCUGGCCCUGGAGUUGGCACCCAAAGGCGUACGGGUUAAUUGUGUCGGUGCCGGUACAAUACUUACACCGAUGGUACUCAAUAAUCCAGUUUACAAUCGGUUAGUAUUUUCGGCCGAAUUUUUGCAAACAAUACCAUUAGGACGUCCGGCUACGGCCGAUGAAGUGGUCAAUGCGAUAGUAUUUUUGGCGGUCACACCUACGUGUGCGGUCAGUGGCGGCAGUUUUGUUAACGGUAUUAAGUUAAACGUAACGGGCGGUCAGUUUUUAUAA
Oppia nitens is the source of this 756-nucleotide messenger RNA. Its product is annotated as 17-beta-hydroxysteroid dehydrogenase 14-like. The record is from RefSeq and is a predicted model, not a curated record. Lineage: Eukaryota; Metazoa; Arthropoda; Arachnida; Sarcoptiformes; Oppiidae. The coding region runs from base 1 to 756 and encodes 251 amino acids. The transcript is spliced from 3 exons.